Messenger RNA from Choloepus didactylus (southern two-toed sloth), 3083 nucleotides. RefSeq names its product phospholipid phosphatase related 2 (gene PLPPR2). Gene Ontology annotation, molecular function: phosphatidate phosphatase activity. NCBI's taxonomy places the organism in Eukaryota, Metazoa, Chordata, Mammalia, Pilosa, Megalonychidae. The record is from RefSeq and is a predicted model, not a curated record. The transcript is spliced from 10 exons. Bases 742 to 2100 code for a protein of 452 amino acids. Gene Ontology annotation, biological process: phospholipid dephosphorylation; phospholipid metabolic process; signal transduction.
ACAGGGCGGGGGUCAGUCUGCCCUGGUAGGAGCGGCCAGAUAGAGUACCCCUCUGUCCAAAUGGGGAAACUGAGGUCCGGGGUGGGGCGCGGCCCAUGGCAGCCUUCUUCCUCUCGGACCCCUACCCCUCCAGGGUCCUGCCUCUCUACCCCCAUUCCCCCAUUGCUUGUCCAGCCCGACUCUGCUCUAAAAACGCCCCUCCCCCAGAGCAGCCGAAGCCCCGCCCCGUUUCGCUACAGAGCCGCCGCGAGGCCCCGCCCUACGCGGGGUCAUGCAAAUGAGGCCCCGAGGCCCCGCCCCGGAUUUUGCUAAAGAGCCGCCGCGAGGCCCCGCCCUACGGGGGUCAUGCAAAUGAGGCGCCUGAGGCCCCGCCCCUCCCGCCGCCGAGUCUGCGCGGUGCCGCCGGCCCGGACCCACCGCUUCGCCCAUCUCUGCGGCCGCCUGUCUGUCGGUCCCGCCGCGCCGGGGCCGCCCGGGCGGAGCGAGGGCUCAGGAGGCGGCGGCCUGGACCCGAGAGAGCCCCGCGGAUGGGGCACUGGACCCAGAGUGCCGACCCUCGCCAGCCGGGGCCUCAGUUUCCUCGUCUGCGCCAUGGGGGUGCCCGCCCCGCUGGCCGCCAGGGGCGGGUGUGAGCCCGCGGGCGUGGUGGUGGCCUGUGGGGGGCCCUAGGGCGCGUUUGCUGGUGAGGCCCCGCCCCGGCGGCCCCACCACCUCCCCACCUCCUCAGGCCUGGCCUUCACCAUGGCGGGAGGGAGACCGCAGCUAAAGAGGAGUUUUUCCAUCAUUCCCUGCUUUGUCUUCGUGGAGUCCGUGCUGCUGGGCAUCGUCGUUCUGCUCGCCUACCGGCUGGAGUUCACGGACACCUUCCCCGUGCACACCCAGGGGUUCUUCUGCUAUGAUAGUACCUACGCCAAGCCGUACCCGGGACCGGAGGCCGCCAGCCGGGCGCCCCCCGCCCUCAUCUACAGCCUGGUCACUGCUGGGCCCACCCUCACGAUCCUGCUGGGGGAGCUGGCACGUGCCUUUUUCCCCGCACCACCCUCGGCCGUCCCCAUCGUCGGGGAGCGCACCAUCGUGUCCGGGGCCUGCUGCCGCUUCAGCCCCCCGCUGCGGAGGCUGGUGCGCUUCCUGGGGGUCUACGCCUUCGGCCUCUUCACCACGACCAUCUUCGCCAACGCGGGGCAGGUGGUGACUGGCAACCCCACGCCGCAUUUCCUGUCGGUCUGUCGCCCCAACUACACGGCCCUGGGCUGCCCCCCACCCUCGCUGGACCGCCCAGGGCCCGACCGCUUUGUCACCGACCGGGGCGCCUGCGCCGGGAGCCCCAGCCUGGUGGCCGCCGCCCGCCGCGCCUUCCCCUGCAAGGACGCGGCCCUGUGCGCCUACGCGGUGGUCUACACGGCGAUGUACGUGACCCUCGUGUUCCGCGUGAAGGGCUCCCGCCUGGUCAAGCCCUCGCUCUGCCUGGCGCUGCUGUGCCCCGCCUUCCUGGUGGGCGUGGUGCGGGUGGCCGAGUACCGCAACCACUGGUCCGACGUGCUGGCCGGCUUCCUGACCGGGGCGGCCAUCGCCACCUUCCUGGUCACCUGCGUGGUGCACAACUUCCAGAGUCGGCCGCCCUCUGGCCGAAGGCUCUCCCCCUGGGAGGACCUGGGCCAAGCCCCCACCAUGGACAACCCCCUCGAAAAGUUAAGUGUGGCCCAGGAACCCGAGACCUGCAGGCCGCAUUCGACACCGGCACGGCUCACCCCAUCCAAGCCGCAGAACUGUGCCCGCCGUGGCCACCUGAUCCCCAGCUGCGUGUCCUCCAGGGCCCCGGCCAUGUGUUCGUCGCCCCGCGUGCCCCGUCCUCGAUUGAGGUCUGAGCCGACGCCCCUGCCGCUGCCCCUGCCCCUGCCUGCACCGACCCCCAGCCAGGGCCCCUCGCCCUCCUCUCCCGGGACUGGGGGCCCAGGCGGGGGUGGCGGUCGGGGCCGGAAGCUGCUGCUGCCCACGCCCCUCCUGCGGGACCUGUACACCCUCAGUGGACUCUAUCCCUCCCCCUUCCACCGGGACAACUUCAGCCCUUACCUGUUUGCCAGUCGCGACCACCUGCUGUGAGGCCCUACCACCUUACCCCCAGAAUCUGCCCGGUCCCUAGUUCUUCCCCUCCACGCGUGUGUGUGCGUGUGCCAUGUGAGUGCCAAAGCCCCCUAGCCCCAAACCGGCCAGGCCCAUGAUGCGGGAUGGCUGGAAAGACACUUGGGGGACCCCCUGCCUGCCCUGCUCUCUGCGAAGUAAUACUGGGCAAAACUGGGAGGUGGGCCCUUGUCCCUAGGAUUGCCCUUUUAAGGGCCAAAGCCUGUCCCCGUCGGUCAUUGCCCGGCCAAUGGGAGCCCCCAAUUCUUAGAAUUCUAAACAAAGGGAGUUUCCUCCAGCCAAUGGGAGCCUCCCCUCAUUUCUUGGACUCCUCAGGCAAAAGGGCAGGUCCAGCCAGUGUUCAGUGUCUGAACAGCCAAUAGGAGCCCUUGGUUUUCAGAGUUUCUAGGGUGGGUGGGUAUGAUUCCAGUAAUGGGGGACCACCCUUGAAGCAUGUGCAAAGGGGAGGAGGGAAAGGGGGUGCUCCUUUGGCAUCAGGUCCUCUCUCCUCAGCAGGAGGGUGGGGCAGGCUCCCCCAGGGCAGGGUCCUUGGGGCACCCCAUCUCCUCUCAGCCUCUCCCCCAUGUGCAACCUCUUGCCCACUCCCUCCUAACUCCCUGUUUAUGCAGGGCUUACCCCAGUUCAGAGGUUUUGGGGUUCAGGGUGCUGUGUCACUCCUUGUCUGUGCCCAGGUCACCACAAACCCUUCAGUUAUUUAUUAGGUGUGUGGGAAUGGAUUUUUUUUUUCUUGGAACACACCCCUGUUCUGCACACUGACCCCCAGGCCCCAGCCUCAUGUAGAUGUGCCAUACUGGAGGGCAUAGGCCAAGCAGAGAGGGCUCUCCCACCCCGGGCAGCUAAAGGCAGUGGGCAGAGGAGACCUGCCCCCCCCCUUUCCUGCCCCCUCUUCAUCUUUAAUAAAGACCUGGCUUCUCAUCUUUAAUAAAGACCAGUUUGUAACACAA